This is a messenger RNA of Alternaria ethzedia, 444 nucleotides long. RefSeq lists its product as uncharacterized. Bases 1 to 444 code for a protein of 147 amino acids. The record is from RefSeq and is a predicted model, not a curated record. Lineage: Eukaryota; Fungi; Ascomycota; Dothideomycetes; Pleosporales; Pleosporaceae. The transcript is spliced from 2 exons.
AUGUCGCUGGCAUUACUCGGUACCAAGAAGCCAGCCGCCAUAGUAACUACCGGUGCCGGCGGUGGUAGGUUCUCUGUCGCGACAGCCGGUGGGGAUGCGAUCGGUGAUGACGAAGCAACAGAGGAAGACAUUACGAGAGACGUUUCGGAUGCGCUCGACGAGGCUGAAGAGACCGGGCUUGCUGAACUCGAUAUGUUGAAUGUGGGAAUAAACGAUGAAGAUGGCGACGAAGAUGAAGCUUGCGUCGCGGAUUCAACCGAUGAUUCAAUUGACGAAAUGGGGACAACAGCUGAAGAUUGGGUGGCUAUGCUCGAAGCCAUGGACGUUGCGUUGCUUGUCGCAGCCUCCGAUGUAAGAGGUGCGGAGCUCGAAGUCUCAAUAGCUGACGACGCGCUCUCGGAAGCAGUCACUGUGAUUUCUGCUGUUACCUUGGAAGUAACGUAA